Molecule: messenger RNA, 4031 nt
Organism: Toxoplasma gondii ME49
Lineage: Eukaryota; Apicomplexa; Conoidasida; Eucoccidiorida; Sarcocystidae
Product: tetratricopeptide repeat-containing protein
Exons: 11
Coding region: 497-3442 (981 amino acids)
Molecular function (GO): protein binding
Source: RefSeq, a predicted model, not a curated record
CACACUAUCCUUUAUAAUGCUGCAUAACUUUCCCGAAUAACUGGCCGAGGUACUAGAAUCCGCUGGUGGAGCAAAAGGCGUCAUCAUAUUCGUUGACUCUCCAUGUCAGGUGUAUUGCUGCUGUGGUGCGUAUGCACAUGCUGUCUGUCAUGUUUGAGCUCGUCGUCAUUAGGGAGUGCACCACAAGCACUAAUUAAGCCUAAACAACAUCGGUCGUGGUUGGCACUCGUCAGUGGUCUGCUACCCGCCUGAAUCAAAGCAGCGGUUUAUAGGCAGAGGGGGAUCGCCGCCAUCUUACGUUCCAUGAGUUCGAAAACCUUUUCCCGUUGUCGUUCUUUCCACAUAACGUCAUUGUGAAUUUCCUUUAGUCGGGGACAUUGCAUUUCUCUGUUGUUACGCGUAGGCUCCCCGACCGAGUAACUUAUCGCACGAACCGAAUGUGUCGAAGUAGAGUGGUACGUUUUCUUUUCCUGGUGUCGCUCACUUUUAUUUUCACAUGGCUAGCAAAGUAGAGCAGCACACGGCGCCCACUCCGGGGCCGCGUGCAGCUCGUGAGGUUUGUAAAAAUUCUUCCACCGCGGCGUGCUCACCUGUUAGUAACUCUGAGGAACCCAAACAGCAGCUCAGCAUCAAACUUCAGCCGCCCGACACGUCUCCGUACGACUCGUCACUGGAUGACCACGCAGAUAUCUCGGUUUCUUUGCUGAGCAGUGGCAUACAUCGCCGGCGUGGUGCCACAUCAACCAUUUCCUCAGCGCCCAGAGGAACGCCUUCCUCUACACGUUCCGCACCCACUCCGCAGCUGGGCAGAGGCUGCACAACGCGAGGCAUCUUCGGUUCACUGUCUUCAGUUUAUAGUCGGUCCGCAGAAGGGAAGAAAUCGGAUUCCUCUCCAAUGCUUGCGGAGCCAGUCGUAGGCUCUUUGCUCAUGCCAGAUGGCGUCACCAUCCGUCGACCGCCAAAGCUCGGCAUUUCGUCCGGUGACCCCGUGGGUACCCACAUUCUCAGGAGGCGUGCGGCUUGCUCAGGCGCCGAACCGGCUUCGCCCUCUGGACCGUUCGCCUCUCGUCUCAACCUCUCUCUUCACCGUCUUUCUGUGAACACAUCGUGGCAAAGGACUUUCCGAUCUGCCGCAUGGACUUCUGGUGGACGACGGCGAGGACCUAUGUCUCGUCAUUUGAAUCCCACGGCAGACAGCCUCCCAAAGAUCGUAUCUUUCUCGCCCUCCUUGAAUCGGGCUUUGUUUCAAGAUACGUGUCUUGUCGCCCCUCUGAGGUCUGCUAGCUCGUCCGCGCUGUUUUCUCCGCAGAUCGCAACUUCUGUGAGUGAACCACCUCCGUACAUUCCUGAAACUCUCUCUUCGGAUCUGCAGCAGUCUCCAGAUUCCUCUCUGCUGAAACCCGUUGACGGGAUCGCAAGUUCACCUGGGUCGUCAUGCAAAGCUUCUCCUCGCCUCCAGGUGGCCGAAAGUCCGCUGCCCUGCCUCACACGUCUGCCCGUUUCCGAUCAUGCUUCUGGAGUCGACGAAGACGAAGAAAACUGCGCCGUUUCCGUUUCACCUGAAUCCUUUGAAGACAGUGUUUGCCAAGGGUCUCAGAGAAAAGGAAGAGCUCGUGCCUCUCCGCGGGGCGCCUCUCCCUCCUCGCAUGCAGUCGGCUCAAGUCUGCUGGUUCCGUCGUCGCCGGCGGCAGUCAAGGAGGGCGAACGUGGAGAAGGAUUUCAGGACCAGAGCCUUCUGGCGCAGGAUGAGAUAUUCCGUGAAGCAAAGAAAUGCGAGGACGAGUUAGCCGCCAACCCCAAAAAUGAGGAGGCGGUGUAUCGGUUAGGCGUUCUCAAGUUCCGUGCAGGCCAAAUAGAGGACGCCAUCUCCCUUGUGAGUGCGUUUCUGCAAAAACAUGCUCCUAAGAGGUCAAAGGCAGAAAGGCGCUCUGAGGACGCUGCUCGAGACAGCAAACUAUCUCUCGAUCACCAAAGUGGUGGGGGUGAACAGGCGCUCGCAGACAACCCGUUAGCCGGACAUAAACAGCAAACGCAAACAGCUCAGGCCGACGGAACAAGCAAGAGUCGUCGAGAAGACGUUGCUUCAAUCGGCGAAGGUGGGACAGCGCGAGAAGGCGGAGAGGUCAACGAGGACAACCAGGCGAAACUGUCCAAAGAAGAUGAAUGCACGGAAAACGGAAAGGAGACCGACAGCGCCGAGGCAGGAGCAACCAUCUCUAAAGACGCGCCGAGUACGCAGAGUCGACAGCCAGAUGAAGGUGACUGUUUCAACGCCGAAGGAAAUCCAAAGGAAGAACAACUCGACUGGCGAGUUGGAAAGGCGGCACCGAUCCAAGAGUUGUUCAAUGUGAUUCUAGAUCGUCGCUCCCAAGUCAACCGAAGAGCCAAGGACAUUCUCGAAGACUGGGGGCCUCCGGUGUACUUACAGUUGGAGAAACUUCUCGGACAUCUAUGGUUCGAGGCGGAAAACUUUCCCGAAGCCGUUCGGCACUACUGGAGGUGCAUCGAUAUCUGUCCAGACGACGCCCAGCUUUUCACCAAUCUUGGUCUCGCGUACUACGAGAUGGAAGCAAUGAAAGAAGCCACGGCGGCAUUUGAGCAGGCAAUCAAGCUGAACGACAGAGACGCGACUUCCCUGAGCGUUCUGGCGAUGCUGCUCAUGGACGAGUUCGCAGAGGCGGAGGAAGGCCGUCUGCGUGCGAUCGAAGAAAGCAGCGAAGAACCGCUUUUGCCGAGUGAAGAGGAACGACUUCGCGGUUUGAGAGAAGGCACGGAACGCUGUGUCACCAUGCUUCAGAAAUGCCUCGAAAUCGACGAGAACAAUAUACUCGCUAAACUUCAUCUCUCUCAGGUGUACGUGUAUCGCGAAGAGUGGGAUCGAUCGGAGGAAAUCCUUCAGGCUCUGCUGGAAGAGAAUCCCGACGACACACACAUCUUGAACAAUUUAGGCCAAGUGGCGCUAAACAAGGGCGACAACGAGAAGGCAUUCCAGUUCCUCGAACGAGUUCUCAAUAUCAAUCCCGAAGACGAAUUAGCUCACAUGCAUCUCUGCGAACUUCUUUGCAAAACAAAUCAACCGGCGCGCGCGUUGGAACAUUUCAAGCUCUGCUGUGAAUCGUCGCCAGACAGCGUCUCUCUGCAUGCGACUUGCGGACUGCCUCUCUGCGAGGUUGGAAAGGAAAAAGAAGUCAUCGCUGCAUACACAGAAUUCAUCAAGGCUCACCCUGAAAGUGCUGCCGCCAAAACAUUCAAACGCUCUCUUGGUAGCAUGGGCGAGGAUGUAGGAUUCAUGGAAUCCACUUCAAUCAUUGUCUUCAUUGUCCUGCCCGUUCUCCUGUUGUUGAUGGUCCUGCUGGGCUGCGCCCAUUUCUUCGCUUCUCUUGCGUCGCCCGCACCUUCUAUACAUCCCUUUGCAGACCCUUCGCACCACUCUGAGCUAUAGAGACAUUUGAGAGCGAAUCCUCCUGCUGCCAGGAGCGUUCCCUUUUACAGAUACCGCAGCGAAGAAAAGAAAAGGCAUUUUAAACUUCGUGUUUCUUCCCUUCCUACCGUACGGUUCGGCAAUUUCACAGGCUGGCCUAAACCUUCCUUACCGGGCUCCUUUGACGCCCGAUGUAAGCGUGCCUGUCCGUGAUGCCACCUAGUGUGAACUGUACGCGCAGAUGUGUAACAGUAGUCUUUAAAUGUACAUUGAGCGUGCCGCGUGGCCAGAGGCGAGUAUUUCCACGUGUGGGAGCUUUGCAUGCGUAUUCUGGGCGCCUCGAGUGAAGUGAUGCCAGGAAAUAUCUGUCGGUUCCGCUGCAUGCAGUCGCUUUCUGCAUUCACUCUGUUCGUGGGUUCUAUGGGUACAGCGCUGCCCACAGCUGGGCCCUUCUGUAGGAGAACAGUUUAGACAGCAGGGAAAGUUGAGAAAGGUUUUAUCGCUCAGUCAUCUGGCUCGCUGUAAACACCGAGCCAGGACAAGGGUACUUUUGGAGGGAGUUGACCGUCUUUUGAAGAGCAGCAUCCAGGCGUUUCGCCAGCCUCCCGGA